Molecule: messenger RNA, 2637 nt
Organism: Petromyzon marinus (sea lamprey)
Lineage: Eukaryota; Metazoa; Chordata; Hyperoartia; Petromyzontiformes; Petromyzontidae
Source: RefSeq, a predicted model, not a curated record
UUGGUGGUGGUUGAGGAGGUUGGUGGUUGAGGAGGUUGGUGGUGGUGAUGUCCCGCGUGUGUCUCGCUGUGUGCGCCGCCUCCUUCUUGGCGCUCCUCGCGCUGAUGGAGGCGCCGCGGGCCGCUGAGCCCGGGAGGCGCCGCGCGGAGCCUCCCUACCCCGGGGCGCUGGCCCGCAACCUCGCGUGGUUCCUGCAGAUCUCGGAUAUUCACAUCAGCCGUUUCCAAGAUCCCGCACGUGCCUCUGAUCUGGAGCGCUUUUGCACCGAGGACUUGGACGUCCUGAAGCCAGCGCUGGUUCUUGUUACCGGUGACUUGACGGAUGCAAAGACGGAGAAUCGCGUGGGGUCCAUGCAGUACGAGGUGGAGUGGCAGGCCUACCAGACUGCACUCAAGCGCUCGCGUGCUCUGGAGAAAACCGUCUGGAUUGAUAUUCGCGGCAACCAUGAUGCCUUUAACAUACCUUCCCUGCACAGCAUCCAGAAUUACUACAGGAAGUAUUCGGCCCUGGGAAGGGAAGGCCCCUUCCGCCACGUCCUCACCACACCGUUCGGAAACUACUCCUUCAUCUGUGCUGACGCUACGCUCACGCCAGGACCCAAGCGGCCAAUCAAUUUCUUUGGGAUCCUUGACCAGGCCAAGAUGGAGGAGCUAUCUCGACUGGAGGAGGAGAGCCAAAGCAGCAACCACACCUUUUGGUUUGGGCACUACACCACCUCCACCAUCGUGUCCCCACACCCGGGCAUCCGCCAGCUCAUGAGCCGAGCCUCUGCGUACCUGUGCGGGCACCUGCACACACUGGGAGGACUGGCACCCGUGAUGCACACGCGGCACAGCACCGGCAUGCUGGAGCUGGAGCUGGGAGACUGGAUGCACAACCGCAGGUACCGCGUCAUGGCCAUGGAUCACGACCUGCUGAGCUUCGGGGACUUUGAGUUGGACCGCUGGCCAGUGGUGCUCAUCACCAACCCCAAGGCGGCGCUGUACAGCCGGGCCACACGCGAGCCGCUUGGUCGUAUGAAGAGAUCCAGUCACGUCAGGGUGUUGGUGUUCUCUCCUGUGCGUGUGCUGCGCGUGUCCGUGAGUGUGGAUGGCGCGCCGCUGGGAAACGCGAGCCGGGCUGCGGGGGACGCCCCACUCUACGUCCUGCCCUGGGAUCCACAUCUGUACGCAAAUGGAGCGUUGCACCGCAUCGCCGUCUCCACCGUGGAUGCGGCUGGCCGGGAGAGCCGUGCGGAGCAUGACUUCUGGCUCUCGGAGGAAGACCCUGGGUUGAGCUUCUCCGUGUGGCCAUCUGCAAUCCUCCUCAUGGACCUGCACACCCUGGGCUGUGUAGUCUUCUUGCUGUGCUCCCUGCUGCACACACUGGUGCUGGCGCUCGUGCGCUACCACGGCUUCCCUUCCCUGCUGGCGUCGUCGGGGUGGCUGGCGCGGUGCUACCACUCCUUCUGGCUGCUCUGCCGCAGCGACAGACUCUUCUACCCGCUCUUUGUGCUCUCCGUCUACACAGUGAUCGGACCGUGGUUCGUCGGAGAAAUGAUCGAUGGCAGCUACGGUGCUUGUUUCUCGUUCGGCAUCGUCACCGGAGAGAAGUUUUUCCAGAGCGGCUUGACGUUCUACAUGGGUAUCUUUCAGGUGCUGUUCUUCAACGUGCCGCUCACGCUCUACUCCUGCUGGGUGCUGCGCCUGCGUGCGUCCACGGGCCUCGCGUUCGGGUCGCACGCCCGCGGCACCGCGGGACGCUGCCGCACGCUGCUGGUGCACGUGCCGGCCCUCGCCCUGCUGGCGUGGCAGGCGCAGGGCGCCGCGGCGACUCUGCAGGCAUACGGGGCGCUGGCGUUUGUCCUGAGCCCCAUGCGCACGUGGACGCUGGUGCUGGCCGUGGUGCUGGCGCAACGAUCGUGGACUUGGGACUGCACGGUGCCGUGUGCCACCCGCAGGGACAGCUGAGUACGCUGGAGCUGACCGCUUCCCUUUUAGUUACCCAAAACGUUCGAAUGAAAACAAAUACACCAGGAUAUUUAAUAAAUUACUUUAUACGCAGGCAAACUGCGCCUAGCGCUCAAGGUGCAUUCCUAGAGAAGUGAGCACUACUCGAAUCAGUGCUAAAAAGGGGUCAUAUCAUUGUAUAUAUAGGGAUGCGUUCCCAACAUCGUUAUUUCGUAUGAGCAAUGUAUGAGGGCUUCAUUGGAGUAUGAGUAAUCACGAUAAGAAUAAUACAGAUGGUAAACUUUUGAUGAAUGAAAAUUAUUUAAUAAAAUAACAUCAGUAAGUAUUAUGUACUGUACUCGUGAGUGCAUUCUACUGUACUCUUUCUACAAGGCAGUGGUAAGAGAGGUUAUAGGAGCUGUUGCUGCUGCACUCCCGAUCUGCAUCAAUCUCAGAGAAGAGCUCCAGGACCUCCGUGCUGGUCUUAGCGAUGCCCUCAAUCUAUAUUUCUGUGGCGAGGUUUCUCUUCGGUGGUGCUUGAGACUCUAUCCUGGUGUCGUGAGUUAUGACCUGGCUAAACAUGCUGGCUGUCACCUGAUGAAGCUAGUUGUAAUUACUGGCGAAACAUCGUACUCAGAUUUUAAAUGUUGUGGCUUGGCUCUGCAACAUACGGGUGUGCUGUACUAGUGACGAAUUGACAUGUUCUGUU